CCACAAAACCAAUGUCGAGGCACAGGGCACAGAUGACCUGCUUGGUCUUCUGAUGUUAAAGGCUGCUCGCCUCUGGUGGGAUGGAAAAUUGGAUAGUAAAUUGGAUAAUAAAUUGGGUAAACGAAUUGACCGCAAACGUGCUGUGGAUUGGAAGAAUAGACAAGUAACACGUGAAAUAUGUUCUGGUCCUUCAGUUAAUAUUCAAAAUUCGACAUUCUCCGGAAAUAUUGAGACUAUCAAUGAUAAAACCACGAGUUGUGUAUCAUCAAUGAAAAGAAAGCAAAAAGAUCGAGAGGAGGAAGACCAGGACACGAUAAAACAACAGCGAACAAGAGGCGGAAGAAAUAUACCAGAUUAUCAGGAAUUUUUUGAAGAAGCAACCGACGGGGAUGAAAGUUCCUUUCAAGAAAAUGAAGAGGAAACAAAUGAAAAGGGAUUGGACAUCGAUUUUUUUGAAGAUCUUUUAAAAGAGAAUAAUGAGAAUGAACCUGUUCGAGAUGAUGUG
Molecule: messenger RNA, 505 nt
Organism: Acaulospora morrowiae
Lineage: Eukaryota; Fungi; Glomeromycota; Glomeromycetes; Diversisporales; Acaulosporaceae
Source: the annotation of a GenBank genome assembly